AUGGCUGGAAAAACCUUCUUUUCGAUGAAAAACAAUGUCCGAAAGAAACUCGCCAUUCUCCUUCACAGCUCAGAACCAAACGUUUUCAUCACCACCCACCAACAACCAGAAAAUUCCGAAAAUAAUUUUAAUCACCGCAGUAGCAACGCCUCAUUACCUAGCCCAGUAAUGUCUUCAUGUUCAUCGCCAGUCUCCUUCAUGUCUCCAAUCAACCAUAUACCAUCACCCUACUCCGAAUCUCCUUGGACUCUUCCUCAUGAUAGCAAUGGAGAAGAUGGUAUCAUCUACAACACUGGCUUGAUCGGGUCUUUGAUACGUGAAGAAGGUCAUAUUUAUUCGUUAGCAUCGUCCGGGGAUUUGUUGUACACAGGUUCGGAUUCUAAGAAUAUUAGAGUGUGGAAGAAUUUGAUGGAGUUUUCAGGUUUCAAAUCGAGUAGUGGAUUAGUGAAAGCGAUCGUUGUUUUUGGUAACCGGAUAUUUACCGGCCACGAAGACGGGAAGAUUCGGGUUUGGAAGUAUUCAGAUAAGAAGAAAAAAGCUUACAAACGGAUAGGUAACCUACCCACGACAAAAGAUUACAUCAAGAGCUCUGUGAACCCUAAUAAUUACAUUGAAGCAAGACGACAUCGUAACCUUCCAUGGAUCAAGCAUUAUGAUGUUGUUUCUUGCAUGUGUUUGGACGAAGAAAAAGGGUUGUUGUAUUCUGGAUCGUGGGAUAGAACAAUGAAAGUUUGGAGGAUUUCGAAUUCGAAAUGUUUAGAAUCUGUAAAUGCUCAUGACGACGCCAUUAAUUCCGUAGUCAUUGGGUUUUACGGUUUGGUUUUUACAGGGUCCGCCGACGGAACGGUGAAGGUGUGGCGGAGGGAGUUCGUCGGGAAGACCAAAAAACACCUUUUGGCUUCCACGCUUUUGAAUCAAGACAAUGCUGUCACGUCUGUGGUGGUGAACGCCUCUCAGGCCACCGUUGAAGGUAGCGGCGUUCACACUUGUUUGUCGGUCUUGAAUAGUCACACUGGUCCGGUGAAAUGUCUUGCCGUUCAGAACCGGAAUGAGAAUGAUGAUGAUCAGAAAGAUGAAGAAUGGAUAGUUUACAGUGGCAGUUUGGAUAACUCGUUGAAGCUUUGGCGGGUGUCCGAACUGCUAGCCUGA
Molecule: messenger RNA, 1149 nt
Organism: Lactuca virosa
Lineage: Eukaryota; Viridiplantae; Streptophyta; Magnoliopsida; Asterales; Asteraceae
Source: the annotation of a GenBank genome assembly